This is a messenger RNA of Lentinula edodes (shiitake mushroom), 1092 nucleotides long. RefSeq names its product mitochondrial carrier domain-containing protein. Lineage: Eukaryota; Fungi; Basidiomycota; Agaricomycetes; Agaricales; Omphalotaceae. The record is from RefSeq and is a predicted model, not a curated record. Gene Ontology annotation, biological process: mitochondrial L-ornithine transmembrane transport. The coding region runs from base 159 to 1037 and encodes 292 amino acids. Gene Ontology annotation, molecular function: L-ornithine transmembrane transporter activity. The transcript has 14 exons.
UUGCUCAGAAAAUUUGACCUGGUUUAUAUAGUUUCUCAGCUGCGCACGGACCAGGAUGAUCACGUUCUCUGAGUCAAGAUGAUUUCGCGUCAUUCUCGCGUCUGUUACUUGGUUUCUGAUGGCUCAAUUCACGUCGUUUCUUUUCCCUUAUAUCCAGGAUGGCCACGAAAUCGAGUUGGAAGGCGACACUGAAUGAGUUGAUUGCUGGUAGCGUCGGAGGAGCAGCUCAGGUUCUCGUGGGGCAUCCUUUGGAUACAGUCAAGACUCGAGCACAGAUCGCUCCUAAAGGCAUGUUUAAAGGACCAAUGGAUAUAAUAGCUCAAACCGUUAGAAAGGAAGGAUUCUUCGCGUUAUAUAAAGGAAUGGCCAGUCCCCUUCUCGGUAUAGCAGGCGUCAACUCGUUACUCUUCGCGGCUUACGGCGUUUCAAAAAGGAUCGUAUCACCCUAUCCACAGCUAUCGCUACCAGAAACUUCUCUGGCUGGCGCCAUGGCCGGAGCAGCGAAUACUAUUCUUGCUAGUCCGGUGGAAAUGUUCAAGGUCCGUAUGCAGGGACAGUACGGUGGUGCGCAAGAUAAACGGUUGAGUGCAGUAGCUAGGGAAAUGUGGAGUCAGUGGGGAUUUAGAAAAGGAGUUAUGCGUGGCUAUUGGGUGACUAUGGCUCGAGAAAUACCAGCUUAUGCAGGAUUCUACACUGCAUACGAGUUUUCCAAGCGCAAAUUCGCAUCAAUAUACGGCUCCGAAUUACCUGUCUGGGCGUUGUUGGCUAGUGGGUCCACUGGCGGGAUCGCGUAUUGGUUAUCUUGCUAUCCAUUAGAUGUCAUAAAAUCUCGCGUCCAGCUUCGACAAACGCCGCCCAUAGGCACUCCGGUGCAGUAUAUCGCUCAUGAAGCCAAGACCGUCUUAGCGGAAUCCGGAUUAAAAGGACUUUUCAGUGGAUUGACGCCUUCUUUAAUACGAAGUAUACCUGCUGCUGCGAGUACAUUUGCUGCUUUUGAAAUUACACGGGAAUACCUCGCAGAGUUUACUGGCGUUUAAAGAGCAACAGUCGCUUUUACAAGCAGUUUAUGUACCGACAGCUUCUCGUCGCGUC